Messenger RNA from Diuraphis noxia (Russian wheat aphid), 531 nucleotides. RefSeq lists its product as uncharacterized. The record is from RefSeq and is a predicted model, not a curated record. Lineage: Eukaryota; Metazoa; Arthropoda; Insecta; Hemiptera; Aphididae.
AUGGCUGUAGUUGAUGCUAAUCUUAGUUUUAUUUGUAUUGAUGUUGGAGCUUACGGUAGGGAAUCAGAUUCUACUGUAUUUAAACAAUGCACAUUUGGUAAAAAAUUGUUUGCUCAACAACUAAAUUUACCAAAACCGACAUACUUGCCUAAUUCAGAAAGUUCUCCGUUGCCAUAUGUGUUUUUGGCUGAUGAGGCUUUUAGUUUACAUACAAAUUUGUUGAGACCAUAUCCUGGACGAGGUUUAAAUGAUAAGCGGCGCGUAUUUAACUACAGGCUCUCAAGAGCACGAAGAACAGUCGAGUGUGCAUUUGGGGUAUUAUCCAACAAAUGGAGAGUAUUACACACUCCUUUAUUAGUGGAACCAGAUUUUGCCGAUGAAAUAAUAAAAGCUUGUUGCAUUUUACAUAAUUAUGUUCGCCAAAGGGACGGAGCUAGUUACGAUGAUAUGGAGUCAAAUUUGUUGGUUGAUGACUUAGAAAUUCGAGGAGCUCCAGCAAGAGCACAAGGAAUAGAGAUUAGAGAUGCAUAA